AUGGCGUGGCAGGGCCUGGCUGCGGAGUUCUCGCAGGUGCCGGCGGUCACGCGGGCCUACACCGCGGCCUGCGUCCUCACCACGGCCGCCGUGCAGCUGGAGCUCCUGAGCCCUUUCCAGCUCUACUUCAACCCGCACCUGGUGUUCCGCAGGUUCCAGAUCUGGAGGCUGGUCACCAACUUCUUCUUCUUCGGACCCCUGGGAUUCAGCUUCUUCUUCAACAUGCUCUUUGUGUUCCGCUACUGCCGCAUGCUAGAGGAAGGCUCUUUCCGGGGCCGGACGGCUGACUUUGUCUACAUGUUUCUCUUCGGUGGCGUCCUGAUGAUUCUGCUGGGUCUCCUGGGAAGCCUGUUCUUCCUGGGCCAGGCCCUCAUGGCCAUGCUGGUGUACAUCUGGAGCCGCCGCAGCCCUCAGGUGAGGGUCAACUUCUUCGGCCUCACCUUCCAGGCGCCUUUCCUGCCCUGGGUGCUCAUGGGCUUCUCACUGCUGCUGGGCAACUCCAUCCUCGUCGACCUGUUGGGGAUUGCUGUGGGCCACAUCUACUACUUUCUGGAGGAUGUCUUCCCCAACCAGCCAGGUGGGAAGCGGCUGCUGCUGACCCCUGGCUUCUUGAAGCUGCUACUGGAUGCCCCGGAAGAGGACCCCAAUUACUUGCCUCUCCCAGAAGAGCAGCCAGAACCCCCACAGCAGUGAUCUCAACCUCUAA
Suncus etruscus (white-toothed pygmy shrew) is the source of this 706-nucleotide messenger RNA. RefSeq names its product derlin 3 (gene DERL3). The record is from RefSeq and is a predicted model, not a curated record. Gene Ontology annotation, molecular function: ubiquitin-specific protease binding; misfolded protein binding. Lineage: Eukaryota; Metazoa; Chordata; Mammalia; Eulipotyphla; Soricidae. Gene Ontology annotation, cellular component: Hrd1p ubiquitin ligase ERAD-L complex; endoplasmic reticulum membrane. The transcript has 7 exons. The coding region runs from base 1 to 693 and encodes 230 amino acids. Gene Ontology annotation, biological process: endoplasmic reticulum unfolded protein response.